Molecule: messenger RNA, 434 nt
Organism: Leguminivora glycinivorella
Lineage: Eukaryota; Metazoa; Arthropoda; Insecta; Lepidoptera; Tortricidae
Product: glycoprotein 3-alpha-L-fucosyltransferase A-like
Exons: 3
Coding region: 54-329 (91 amino acids)
Cellular component (GO): membrane
Molecular function (GO): fucosyltransferase activity
Source: RefSeq, a predicted model, not a curated record
AUGGAAUUUACUUGCACGGGGGUGAAAUAUUGCCCUCCGACUUAGCAAAAGAAAUGAAUGAUAUCAUAAAAGAUAAAGACAGGUACUACAAUUUCUUCAAGUGGCGUAACCAUUAUUCAUACCACCAUAGUGACGAGGCGCCAGAUUCAGAUGUCCUGUGCAGAAUAUGCGAGGUGCUCCACGAUGAAACUCUUGUGGCGAAGAAAACUGUGCACAGAGAGUUCAGAUACUGGUGGAGCGGCCCAGAAGCAUGCUCUCCUCUUGCUAGCAAAGUUUUUAAAUGGUUCUGGGAUUCACUAGCGGCCCGUCGCGGCUUUGCACCGAUUUGAUGGUAUGAUGCUGAAGUAGAAAUUAAAAAGUGGCAACAUCGUAGUCUCCGAUUUUCUUAUACCUCAGCCACACACUCUACGAGCGGCGUGGGAAGUAGGCAGAGG